AUGUCUGCCGCUGGUCCUUCUCUUGCUGAUAUAUCCCUUCUAUUGGUUUCGCAGAUAGCUUCAGGUAUGCCUUCAAACAAGAAGAUCCCUUGCGAGCCAUGCACCCAGUGCAAUGGUCGCCUACGGAACCCACUAACUGUGAAGAAACACCGGGAACGACGCGAAGCCCUUGAGCAAGCUUCCGCAUCUGCAGCUACGAUAGGCCAAAUGUUACUGGAAAGUCAGGUUGCCUCGACCAGCACUGCUUCAAGCAGAUUGACGCCUGAAGACGAUUCAACCUCAUCAGGCGACACCUCGACAGCAUCAGGAGAGGAGGGUUCGAGUUCUUCUUCCGACAGCACUUCUUCGGGGCAGUCAGUGUCGCGGGAGUCCUCUCGAAGAACGACCUCCCGGAGGACACGGUCACCGUCGCCAGCCGUUUCACCCAGUGGCGAGGGCCAGCUCCAGAGCAGUUCAUGCGAAGACUCAGAUGUAUUUCGUCCAUCGAAAAGAGCAAGGCUUGAUGACGACCCUAAUUCGGAGGACAUUGGUGCAGACAAUGACCGACUCGGACUGGAUGUAACACCAGAAGAUGGGACGACAAGCUCCAGCGAGGAGUCAGAGGAUGAAACAAUGGAAAGCGAUAGACGAGCUAUAGUGAUAGAGGAAAGGGUGCCUUUUCAGCAAUGUGCAUCCAGCGAUGAGAUCGAUGAGAGGGGAAGUCACGAUGGAGGAAAUGAUGAUGAGGUGCAGGUGGCAGCAGGGCAGCCGGAUGACGAGGAGGACAACGAAGAAGAAGAAGAAGAAGCAGCGCGGAUAGCAGCACAGCAGCGGGAGGAGGAAGUACAGGAGCAGCUAGCAGACGAGCCACAGGUACUGCCAGCUCAGAACCCAGGAGAACAAGACCCAACAUUGCAGGACGAGCAAGAGGAGGAUCCCUACCGGUCCCAAAUCCAAUAUGUCCUCAAUGCGCAAGAUAUAAUCAACCGCAUCCGUGCUGCAUCCCUCGACAACGACAAACUUCCCCCCAAGGUACUCCAUCGACUGCGUAAUCCACGUCGACCACGGACGACUGGCGACCUCCUUACACCCGAUGAACGCACCUGUCUUCAGCUUUAUAUAUCGCUAUCACCAUACCCUCAAGAUGCCUAUAUAUCUGCACUCGAUGUCAUUGUCGAUAACUUUGGGAUGGAGAAGCCGCUAUCCUUGUACAAGGUGCGGAAGCUUGUUGAAGAUAUAUCGGGGGUCGUCCCAGUGUACGACGAUAUGUGUGUCAACUCGUGCUAUGCCUUUGUUGGACAAUUCGCCGACCUCGACCACUGCCCACAUUGCAACGAACCACGAUGGAAUCAGACGGCACUUGCACAGACUGGUAAGAAGAUACCACGACAGAGGCAGUGCACGAUCCCAUUGGGUCCACAAUGCCAGACACUUCGGGCAUCGGAGGAAGGGGCAGCAGCGAUGAGCUAUCGUCACCGCAAAGUAGAGGAGCUUCUACGUGACGGGGUUGGGAAGUACGAUGACAUGUGGUGUGGGGAAGACUUGUUGGACCUUACGGAGGAGCUUCAGCUGACGGACGACGACAUUACUGUGGGGUUCUCACUCGAUGGGGCUCAACUAUUCCAAAAUAAGAAAUCAGACACCUGGAUUGGGAUUUGGGUCAUUUACGAGUACGACCCUAUGGUGCGGUACAAGCGAAAGCACGUCCUUCCCGCAGUCAUCAUCCCUGGCCCCAAAAAGCCAAAGAACCUCGACAGCUUCCUCUUUCGAAGCUUCUACCACCUUUCUGCACUCCAAAGGGAAAACAACGGUGCUGGUAUUCGCGUGUACAAUCGUGCUAAAGAUCAAGUGGUCAACUCACGAAUCAUCUUCAUCACGGGGACUGCUGAUGCAAAGGCGCUGGUUGAGCUGGAUGGACGGGUUGGACACCAUGGUGCGCAUGGGUGCAGGGUUGGGUGUGAGAUGAAGGGUCGUCACAAGGGGUCUGGACACUACUAUGCAGCCCAUCUGCGGCCCAACAACUACAACGUUGAAGGGUGCAUGCACGGGGACUAUGACUUCACACAAGUCCCGACGCGGUGCUCCGUCGAGAAGUAUGAGGACGAUCUCAAAAGAGUAGUUGAAUCGGAGGACCAGGCUGCGUACGAGGAGAACCGAAAAGAAACCGGCAUUUCCAAGCCAUCAAUCAUAUCUGGACUCCAUCCAAAAUGCAUACUUUCGCCCCCCAAGUGCUUUGGUCUCGACAUUAUGCACCUCUUCUUCCUCAACAUCACGGAAUUCUUUGCGUCCUUGUUUCGAGGGAAGCUACGGGUUGAAGGAGACGACUUGAAGAGUAACUGGAGGUGGAGGAAGCUCAUUGGUACGGUAUGGAAGGAGCAUGGCAAGUUAAUUGUUGCAGCGCUCAAACACUUCCCCGACGAUUUUGAACGGCCACCUCGUGAUCCAACAGAGAAGAUGAAUAGCGGAUACAAAGCAAUGGAGUGGCACCACUGGUUCUACAACCUUGGGCCUGCCUUCUUCCGCUUGUUCCUUCCUGCUGACCUUUGGGAGCACUUCUGUGGACUUGUUCGCGCCGUCAGACUUCUCAAAAACCGCGUUAUUACUCCAGAGAAUAUUCAGGAGGCUCAACAACUCAUCAACACGUUUGUGCGUGAUUUCGAGUUCAAAUACUAUGGGCGCAACCCAGAUCGGCUCCACUUCUGUCGUCCAUCUCUUCAUACUCUCCUUCACGCGCCGUCCGAGGUGGUUCGCUUUGGUCCAGGGGCGUACACAGAUCAGUACCUGAUGGAGAGGUCAAUCGGGGAGCUAGGUGGGGACGUUCGACAGCCGGGUACCCCUUUUGCAAACCUUGCGCAGGUGGCCGUUCGGAAAUGCCAGAUCAACUCCAUCACAGCACUGUACCCCGAGUUCAGAAAAGAACAGGACAAGCCCUCGAGAUAUGCCACCGAUUUGGGAGAUGGGUACAUGUUCCUUCCUGUUCAGGACCGUAUUGCGCGAGAGGUGGAUGGGGAGCUGGGAGACUAUCUGAAGGAAGAAAUUGGAUACAGCAAGAUCAGACGAUUCGGACGGCUACGGCUCCCAAAUGAACAGGUGGUCCGCAGUCGGUUCUCUGAGGAUCGAAAGCUGAGCGAACAGACACGGAUUUCGAGAAUGGUAAAGCUUCUUAUUAAUGGAGAGACCUACUACGGGGAGGUCCAGCUCUAUUUCAGAACUCGUGCGUUGGAACCACGUGCAUUGGUACUUCUCUUUUCCACACCUGAUCGUGACCUCUGGGAAAGAUCAAAAAAAACACUAUGGGCAUGCACAAAGCUGGAUCCUCCGCAUGGCCUCCGCAUCGUUGAAGUUUCCCAGAUACAGGCUUUGGUUUCAAUGCAGCCACUUCCUCCGCUCCCUGGCGAGCCUGAGGGACGUUGGUUCCCGGUAGAGAAGUCCUUUCUGGAAGGCACAUAUCUUCCCCCUGAUAUCGAGGACGAAGAAGAGAUUUAG
Coprinopsis cinerea okayama7#130 is the source of this 3465-nucleotide messenger RNA. RefSeq lists its product as hypothetical. The transcript has 4 exons. The record is from RefSeq and is a predicted model, not a curated record. Bases 1 to 3465 code for a protein of 1154 amino acids. Lineage: Eukaryota; Fungi; Basidiomycota; Agaricomycetes; Agaricales; Psathyrellaceae.